This is a messenger RNA of Naegleria lovaniensis, 1275 nucleotides long. RefSeq lists its product as uncharacterized. Lineage: Eukaryota; Heterolobosea; Eutetramitea; Acrasida; Naegleriidae. The record is from RefSeq and is a predicted model, not a curated record. The coding region runs from base 1 to 1275 and encodes 424 amino acids. Gene Ontology annotation, molecular function: G protein-coupled receptor binding; GTPase activity; guanyl nucleotide binding. Gene Ontology annotation, biological process: adenylate cyclase-modulating G protein-coupled receptor signaling pathway. The transcript is spliced from 2 exons. Gene Ontology annotation, cellular component: heterotrimeric G-protein complex.
AUGGGCUUGCGAGCCUUUCGUGAGAGAAUUUUCAACAAUGUGGAGAAUGAAAAAAGCUCCAACAACCACGAUGAAAUUUCCUUGCUACUACUUGGACCAUCAGGGGCAGGUAUUAGCACCAUUCUCAAACAAUUGAAAUUAAUGAACAUGCAUCAACGACGGUACACUCUUCAAAAUUUGAGUUCUUACUCCGUUCAGUCACAAGAAGAAUCGUCAUCGGUCAAGAAUGCAAUUUAUGAAAAUGUUUUACAUACUACCAAGCGUAUUCUAAGAGAAAUAAUGAUAGAACAACCGAAUUCAUCACGAAUCUUAUUUAGAAUUACAUUCGAACAUGAGGAGAAUAUUGAGAGAGCGAAAAUCCUGUAUCAAUCAUUGAGAAACUUUACAACAAAAUGGUUGAGCUCAAAUUCUUCGAUCCAACAACAACAACCGCCCUUAUGGACUCCUGAAAUUGUGAACCACAUUCAACAUGUAUACAAUGAUUCGAGCUUGCAACAAUGGAUCAAAGACUCUCACCACAGAUCAUACAUGGUUCCCAAAAUUUCUGAAUCGGAUCUCUAUUUCUUUUCACAUUUAAAUCGAAUCACAGACGAAAGUUUCACUCCUACACUUGAGGAUUUUCUACAUGCAGGAACAAAGAUAAAUGGAAUUGAUGAAGUGAGCGUUACAUUCAAAAAUUCAUUAGUGAAGAUUAUUGAUCCUAAUCAAGCGGGUACUGAACAGAGAAAAUGGAUCGAUAUUUGUUUCCAAAGCGAAAUAGACGCCAUUAUUUUCGUCAUUCCCAUAAGCGAGUUUAAUUAUGGGCUAUUGGAUAGUGAUAUCAAUGGCCCAAUUCAUGAAGCGUUAUGGAUGAUGGAAGCUUUGUUUCGAAACAAUAAUUCUUGUAAAUCUCUUCCAAUUUAUUUGCUAUUCAACAAGAUGGAUUUAUUCAAAGAGAUACUCCCAAGUUAUUUUAAAGCUAAUCUUAACUUUAGGAGUUUCUAUCCUUAUUCCUAUCAAAAAGGCCCGUGUGUUUCAGACAUUGCAUACUUUAUAGUUUCACUUUUUCAACAGGCACUGUCAAGAAUACACCAGAAUGAAACAACAUUAACGGGAGAUUUUAAGAGUCAAAAACAUGACAGAGUGAACGAAGAAAUGACAGACGGUUUUUAUGAAUUUACUAAUGCACUGGAUCCACUACAGAUACAAAGGACCUUUGAGGCCAUCUCCAAACAUGUCCAAAUGAUAAAAGGUCUCCCUCACCAGAGAAAACAUACACCUUCUCGUAACCGUUAA